This is a messenger RNA of Hansenula anomala, 930 nucleotides long. Its product is annotated as opsin family protein. The record is from RefSeq and is a predicted model, not a curated record. Lineage: Eukaryota; Fungi; Ascomycota; Saccharomycetes; Phaffomycetales; Wickerhamomycetaceae. Gene Ontology annotation, cellular component: endoplasmic reticulum; plasma membrane. Bases 1 to 930 code for a protein of 309 amino acids. The transcript has a single exon.
AUGGCUGGAAACGAGGCUACAUUAAUUAACAAAUCAAGUGCUGGUAUCAGUAUUACUGAUCAUGGUUCAGAUUGGUAUUGGACAUGUUUUUCAGUCUUUGGAUUAUUUGCAUUAUUACAUGCUUCGAUCUUCAUUGUUUUCCAUAAAUCAAGCACUCAAGAAAGAAGAAACAAGGCAAUGUUCCAUGUUGGUACCUUAUCUUCUAAUGCUGUUUUAGCAUUUACUUAUUACACUUUAGCUUCGAAUUUAGGUUAUGCUCCUGUUGCUGUGGAGUUCAACCAUAUUCAAAUUGGUGAUGAUACAAGACAAGUUUUCUAUGCAAGAUAUAUUGGUUGGUUCUUAGCUUAUCCAGGUUUAUUGUAUACAUUCGAAUUGAAUUCAUUAGCUCAAAACAUUUUAUCAAGAACUGAUUAUCUUCAAUUGUUCCAAACUUUAUUCUUGCAAAUAUGUUCCACUGAAGUAUUAGUCUUGGGUCUAUUGAUUGGUUCCGUUGUUCAUUCUUCUUAUAAAUGGGGUUAUUGGACUUUUGGUGUUGCUUCUCAAUUGUUUAUGAUAACAAUUUUCUUUUACCAUCAAUUUAAAACAGCUUCAACAACAAGUUUGAUUACAAAAUUAUUAGUUCCAUUCUUUAGUUUAUGUUUCAUCUUAUAUCCAGUUUGUUGGGGUUUAAGUGAAGGUGGUAAUGUUAUUCAACCAGAUUCUGAAGGUGUCUUUUACGGUGUUUUAGAUUUAAUCAACUUUUGGUUGAUUCCAUUGGCUUUGAUUUUUGAUUCUUAUAAACAUGGUACUGUUAUUAAUGAAGCACAUUUACCAACGAGAGGUGAUGACGUUGAAAAGCAAACUUCUCCUGAACUAAGAGCUUCUGGUGAAACUGAAGUUGGAAAUCAAGAGAAUCCAGAUGAAGGUGCUUUAGAAACUCAACAUGCUUAA